Messenger RNA from Helianthus annuus (common sunflower), 674 nucleotides. Its product is annotated as UDP-glycosyltransferase 76F1. Bases 1 to 597 code for a protein of 198 amino acids. The record is from RefSeq and is a predicted model, not a curated record. The transcript is spliced from 2 exons. Gene Ontology annotation, molecular function: UDP-glycosyltransferase activity. NCBI's taxonomy places the organism in Eukaryota, Viridiplantae, Streptophyta, Magnoliopsida, Asterales, Asteraceae.
AUGCUCGGGUUUGCGGUUGGGUUAGACCACCAACCAGUUCACUCAGUAGUGUAUGUGAGUUUUGGGAGUAUUGCUCAAAUGAGUGAAGCCGAGUUUACUAACAUGGCUUGGGGGUUAGCGAAUAGCAAGCAACGUUUCCUAUGGGUGGUCCGCCCUGGCUCGGUUACCGGCUCUCAAUGGCUUGAGGCAUUGCCUAAAGGGUUCGCGGAGGAAGUAGGUGAAAGAGGACGUAUUGUGAAAUGGGCUCCUCAACAAGAAGUACUAGCUCAUCAAGCUAUAGGAUGCUUCUGGACUCAUAAUGGAUGGAACUCAACUUUGGAGAGCAUAUGUGAAGGUGUUCCAAUGAUAUGCUCACCUUGUUCUUAUGAUCAACCAAUUAAUGCAAGAUAUGUGACAGAUGUUUGGAAGAUAGGAGUGAUGUUGGAUAAUAGGGAGGAGACUGGUAAAAUAAUAAAAAGAGUGAUUAUGGGAAAAGAAGGUAGUGAGAUGAGGCAUAGAUCUAAAUCUCUUCAGGAGAAGGUGAAUCAAUCUAUGCAAAAAGGUGGAUCUGCAUGCCAAUCCCUGGAGAAUUUAGUUGAUUCUAUCCUCUCUUUCUAGUGUGUUUUCUAGUGUGUUUACAUUCUUAUUGAACAUGUUUUUUUACUUUUUAAGAAUAAAUAUUUGUAACAUUUGAA